AGGACGUAACGUCAAAAUAAAAGCCGGACGGGAAGCAACGGAACCGAAUCAUGACACUAGCUAAUAAACUAAUACUACUGUAUCAUUAUAACACCCUAAAGCAGCUCAAUCUACUCUUUUUGAUAAAGAGAACAAAGGCAUGCUAGCUUGACAAACUUAAUAAAGGGAUUGUCUCCACCUUCUUUUAAUUGUUAAUGUGUGAAUGAUACAAUCACAAGAUUGCAGGACCGGUGUCUCAGGAUGACGCACCAGGUCCCUACACUCUCCGAGGGGCAGAAGAGGGAGCUACAUGAAACUGCUCUACGCAUAAUUUCUCCAGGGAAGGGCGUCCUGGCUGCAGAUGAGUCUGUGGGCAGCAUGGCUAAACGGCUGGCCCAGGUCGGAGUGGAGAACACAGAGGAGAACCGCAGACAGUACCGGCAGAUCCUUUUCAGUGCAGAUGACCGUAUCAAUAGCUGCAUUGGAGGGGUCAUCUUCUUCCAUGAGACGCUGUACCAGCACAAUGAUAAUGGGGUGCCCUUUGUCAGAAUGAUCAGAGACAGGGGCAUCCUGGUUGGCAUCAAGGUUGACAAGGGUGUUGUCCCCCUGGCAGGAACUUAUGGAGAAACUACCACACAGGGUCUGGAUGGCUUGGCAGAGCGCUGUAUGCAGUACAAAAAGGAUGGAGCCGUCUUCGCUAAGUGGCGCUGUGUUCUUAAAAUCAGUGACACUAAUCCAUCUAAACUGGCUAUCGCAGAAAACGCUAAUGUUCUUGCUCGCUACUCUAGUAUCUGCCAGCAGCAUGGCAUCGUGCCUAUCAUAGAGCCGGAAGUUUUGCCAGAUGGAGAUCAUGACCUGAAACGCUGCCAGUAUGUCACGGAGAAGGUCCUGGCUGCUGUGUACAAAGCCAUGUCAGACCACCAUGUAUACCUGGAAGGCACUCUCCUCAAACCCAACAUGGUCACUCCUGGACACAGCUGUCCAACCAAGUACAGCCCAGAAGAGGUUGCUAUGGCAACUCUCACCGUCUUGCGCCGCACUGUUCCCCCAGCAGUCCCUGGAGUAGCAUUUCUCUCAGGUGGUCAGGGUGAAGAGGAGGCUUCUGUCCACCUCAAUGCCAUCAACAACUGCCCUCUGCCCAGGCCCUGGAUCCUGACGUUCUCUUUUGGCCGAGCCCUGCAGGCGUCUGCACUCAGAGCCUGGAGAGGACAUAAGGAGAAUGAGAAAGCUGCCACCGAGCAGUUCAUCAAGAGAGCAGAGGUGAACAGUCUGGCAUGUCAGGGCAAGUACACAGGUGGUGAUAUCUACGGUGAGGCUGGCCAGCGCAUUUAUGGUUCCUGUCAUGCAUACUAAAUAGUAUAGAAAGUCACAUUCUGAUUACCAUUGUGUUCUUGCAUUACCAUAACAAGACAUAUUGGAGAGGAAUUGUAAUUUAGAUACUUAGGUCAUUUUUGAAUAUUGACUCUCUUUAUGAUCUCACAUGAAAACAAAUGAUAGCAUGUUUUCUUGCCUUGACAAAUGAGGACAAUCAGAAUGUGGCCUUGUACCGAAUGUACUGGAUGAAAGCUGUUUGAUUUACUUUUGUUAUGGAUGUACACCGUGCUCUUGUGGCAGUGCCAUAACUAAAGCUUUACAAUCCUACACUUACUACUCAGUAAUGCAAAUACUAAUUUGUGCUCUCAGUAAGUAGAAUUUUGGCUGCAGAGCAAUAACAUUAGUUUACUUCACAACACAGUUAAUUAAGAAUAGUGAAAAUAUAAAUGUUUGAAUGUAAGUGAUACACUUUUCGGUGUAUUAAGAAAUCAGUUCAGUCAUUUUCUAUAUUAACGGUAUUUUGAGCACUCCCCAUACAGAGACUAAGACCAACAAUGAAUUUUUUGUCUGUCAGUCCUGGAUAGCUAAUUCGUCUGUGUCAUAAACCUCAGUUGUUGUUCACAUACGAUUAAAAACACAUCAGUGAAACACAGCAUUGCACUGGGUAACAUGUUUUCUCAUUAUGAAACACAAGACCCUAAUAUUUAUUAACAAUAUCCAGAGACCUUGUGCAUGGACAUUUGACUUUUGCUUACUUCAGAUGCUGUAAAACGUUAUGGCUGUUCGGAGCCAUUGGGGCAAAGUCUUUAAAAAUAUCAGGGUGUCUUGCAAUGGAGAAACAUGUCACCCAGUGAAGCAGUGCGUUUCCCUGGUGUGUUUUAAUAAUUUUUGAACAACAAUGGAGAUUGAUGGCACAGAUGAAUAAACUUGUCCAGGACUGACAGACUGACAGACAUUAACCGUGAGUAGAAGCAAAUCAUUGUUAGUCUUGUUCUCUGUAUGGGAAUUGUUGAAAAUGCCAUUAAAUAUAGAAAAUGAUCGACCUUAUCCUUUAAAUGGAGGUGCAUUCAAAUUGUGCAAAGCUUUUCACUGUGUGUGAAUGUGUGGAUUUGUGUAGUUUAGUUUAAUUAUUUAGCAGCAACCAUUCGCAAAUAGAAAUAUUGUAUCAGAAUUAGCUUCAAGCUAAUUUGCAUUUGUUGUUCCUGGGCAGAAAGUAUAAUCAGUACAUCAACAAAAUACAAUACAACAUGAUUUUAUGUAUGUUAUUGUUCUCAACAGUCUGAUAAAGACAGUUUAAAUGUGAGCAUUGAAGCAAUAAAACAAUGUUCUGGCAAAGUGUGGUUUAAACAUUUUAUCUGGUAAAGAUUUAUGGGAUACCCCAGUCCUAAUAGAGGUCUUUAUCCCACCAAACAGACUUUUGGUGUGUGUUCUUCAUAAGAAAUAUUCAAGUUAGACGGCAAAUCCCAUCAAUUUUCAGGUUAUUUUCUUACUUUUCUCUGAGUGUGUGUAAUGGAAAUAUGAGAACACAAGCCUCUCGGCUGCACCUGAAGAGCCAUUUGACUCAUGCAACUGGAUAUUUCCUAUGUUAUACUUCUUGGUUUCUCUUCUGAGAUUUAUUUUCUUUAGUGUGCGAUUUGUAAGAUCUUCAUUUGCAAUUAGUUGUUUCCAUUUCCAUGACAUGGUUAGUUUAUGGAAUAAAACAUCUCUUGAAAAAUACAGAUUCAGGUGUUAUGGUCUGUAUAGUCACAACACCAUCACUGCUGGCUUGUCUACUGACAUCGGCAAGUCAUCCACAGUCAAUUUGCUAACAUUUUUGUUAUUGUGUGGAAAAUCAUGAAUAACCUAACAGGA
Messenger RNA from Monopterus albus (swamp eel), 3144 nucleotides. RefSeq names its product aldolase C, fructose-bisphosphate, a (gene aldoca). The record is from RefSeq and is a predicted model, not a curated record. Gene Ontology annotation, molecular function: fructose-bisphosphate aldolase activity. The transcript is spliced from 8 exons. NCBI's taxonomy places the organism in Eukaryota, Metazoa, Chordata, Actinopteri, Synbranchiformes, Synbranchidae. Gene Ontology annotation, biological process: glycolytic process. Bases 241 to 1332 code for a protein of 363 amino acids.